AGCAAAGAUUUGAUUUUGAGUGAGAGGGAGGGAGAGAGAGAGAGAGAGAGAGAGGAAACAACAAGGAGACACCAAUGACACAGACAGAUAGACAUUUCAUUUAUAUGUUUUUGCAUUUCAUCGUAUAAAACCAAAAUACCUCAAUACCCAAACAGGCCUUGUUUUCAGCCUCUGCUUCAACCAAAUUAAACCCAAACUGAACCUCCUCUGUGUUUCGCUAUGGCUAGAAACGGCAUCGUUUCUCGGCAUUGGAGGUCGGAUAAGCUCGACGCGUUCAAUCUCUCACCUUCUUCCGAUGAUCAAGAAGUACAUGUUUUAGCUGUCGAUGAUAGUCUCAUUGAUCGUAAAGUCAUUGAACGUUUACUCAAAAUUUCCAGCUGCAAAGUGACUGCAGUGGAUAGUGGAAGAAGAGCUCUGCAAUUUCUGGGAUUAGAUGAAGAGAAAACCUCCUCUGUUGGUCUCGAUAGCUUGAAGGUGGAUCUGAUUAUAACAGACUACUGUAUGCCUGGAAUGACUGGUUACGAGUUGCUUAAGAAAAUUAAGGAAUCAUCGACUUUCCGAGAAAUACCAGUGGUAAUCAUGUCAUCGGAAAACGUCAUGACUCGAAUUGACCGGUGUUUAGAGGAAGGAGCAGAGGACUUUAUAGUGAAGCCGGUGAAAUUAUCAGACGUGAAAAGGCUAAGAGAUUACAUGACCGCAAGAGAGAUCAGAUUAAAAAACCAGCAAAUCGCUGUAGUGAACAACAAAAGGAAGUUAAGAGAGAGCUUUGAUCACUCCUCGUCGUCGCUGUCUAUCUCACCGUCUCCAUCUCCAUCUCCGUCACCGUCUCCAUCUCCGUCGCCAUCGUCUCUAUCGUCUCCAUCAUCUCCUUCGCCGUCGCCUUUACCACCGGUAUUGUCAUAUUCGGCGCCGUGUUCUCCUACUUGUCUAGAUUCUCCGACUAGACGAAUGAAAAUGAGCAGCAACUGUUCCGAUUAGUACUUUACCGCCAAACCCAACUGUUUUUAUUCCAUCUUACAAAUUUGUAAAACCUUUGAAAUGUGGGCAAUUCUCCGUUACUUUUAACGGUUUUUGUUGCGUU
Molecule: messenger RNA, 1081 nt
Organism: Jatropha curcas
Lineage: Eukaryota; Viridiplantae; Streptophyta; Magnoliopsida; Malpighiales; Euphorbiaceae
Gene: ARR4
Product: response regulator 4
Biological process (GO): cytokinin-activated signaling pathway; phosphorelay signal transduction system
Source: RefSeq, a predicted model, not a curated record